This is a messenger RNA of Saccharomyces mikatae IFO 1815, 933 nucleotides long. It is a transcript of the gene ELO1, whose product is annotated as fatty acid elongase ELO1. The record is from RefSeq and is a predicted model, not a curated record. Gene Ontology annotation, molecular function: fatty acid elongase activity. The transcript has a single exon. Gene Ontology annotation, cellular component: endoplasmic reticulum membrane. Bases 1 to 933 code for a protein of 310 amino acids. Lineage: Eukaryota; Fungi; Ascomycota; Saccharomycetes; Saccharomycetales; Saccharomycetaceae. Gene Ontology annotation, biological process: very long-chain fatty acid biosynthetic process; fatty acid elongation, monounsaturated fatty acid; fatty acid elongation, polyunsaturated fatty acid.
AUGGUAAGUGAUUGGAAAAAUUUUUGCCUCGAGAAUGGUUCUCGGUUUCGCCCAACAAUAGAUAGGCCCUUUUUUAAUAUCUACUUGUGGGACUAUUUCAACCGUGCUGUUGAGUGGGCCACUGGAGGUCGUUUCCAACCUAAGAAUUUUGAGUUUGCUGUUGGGAAGCAGCCUCUGAGUGAACCUCGUCCGGUGCUAAUUUUCAUUGUGAUGUACUAUGUGAUUAUCUUUGGUGGUAGAUCCUUAGUGAAGUCAUGUGCACCUCUGAAAUUAAGAUUCAUUUCUCAAGUUCACAACUUGAUGUUGACGUCAGUUUCUUUCUUGUGGCUGGUGUUGAUGGUUGAACAAAUGGUUCCCAUAGUGUAUCGUCAUGGGUUAUAUUUCGCAAUUUGUAAUGUUAGAUCCUGGACCCAGCCAAUGGAGGCAUUGUACUAUUUCAACUACAUGACGAAGUUUGUUGAGUUUGCGGAUACUGUUUUGAUGGUGUUGAAACAUAGGAGGCUGACUUUCCUACAUACGUAUCACCAUGGUGCCACCGCUUUGCUUUGUUACAACCAAUUGGUUGGUUACACAACAGUUACAUGGCUCCCUGUCACUUUGAAUUUGGCUGUUCACGUUCUGAUGUAUUGGUAUUAUUUCCUAUCCGCUAGCGGAAUUCGUGUUUGGUGGAAAGCCUGGGUGACUAGACUGCAAAUCGUGCAAUUCAUGGUUGAUCUCGUCUUUGUUUAUUAUGUUCUUUACCAGAAGAUCGUUGCCGCAUACUUCAAAAAUUCUUGCCUUCCUGCCAGUGGGGAUUGUUUCGGUUCGUUGACUGCUAUCUCUGCUGGUGCAGCCAUUCUUACAUCCUAUUUGUUUUUGUUCAUCUCAUUUUACAUUGAGGUUUACAAACGUGGUAGUACUAGCGGUAAAAAGAAGAUUAACAAACACAACUAA